UGUAAUGCAAGUGCGCAUUAGCUCUUAGUGAGCUGAGUCGUGCGCCAAAGGGCGCCUGCCACGGGACGAGAGGCGUCCGACGUUGAGGGACAGGUGGGGUUCCGCUCUCGGCGGUCGGAUCAGAGGAGGACGAUGGGCGAUGUAGUUCGAGCUCAUUUAAAGCAGGGUUGGAGGGAAUGACAGGGUGCAGAGUACGGCGGAUGUUGGAGGAGAUAAGCUUCGAUCCUUUGUCUCAUUAGAUCGUUGGUUUAAAGAGGCGAUUCUAGCAAUUAAAAUGAGCAUCUUUGCUACUUGAGAUUGUGCCAAGGUGAUAAGAAGAAGACAUUUUUUCUCUCUUCCAAGUGAAGGCUCCCAUAAGACAAAGAGCGUCUUCAUGGUGGAUAGAUACGUCAUAAAACUCGCAGAAGAAUGAUAAAAAUCCUUUUGUCUCCCUCCUCUAUCUUCCAAUUCAUCUGGAAGUAGCCAUGGAGAAGAAGAUCCGAUCGCCCGAUCAAUGAGGGCAUGGGUCGUCGGAUAAGGACAGCAAGGGAUCGCCAGAUUUGACGCGUGGAAGAAGCACGGCGUGUAGGUCCUCGCCCACAAAGGGACAGCCAACUGGCUCCUCCUCGCGUAUCGGUGACUAUAGUGGUGGAGAUGGAGUAAAUGAGAUUCGGAGAUGGUUAGGUGGAAGAAGGAGAAGGUCAGCAGGGUUUCAAGGUGGAGCUUGAGCCAUAACGAGGCAUUGGGAGAAGCAGGCGGCGGCAGGUCGGAAGAAGAAGGUGCACGUUUUUGGCCGAUGCUUACUACUCCCACUUCCGCUAGUCUAACUAACAGGAAGAGAGCUAGGCUUGAUGGAAAGGUGGUUGAUGAUUGUGAUGCUGUUGAUCCUUCACCCGUGCCAAGGAAAUUGAGAUCAGCUAUCAAUAAAUGCAGCAGCCAGUCAUCUUCUCCUGCAAUACCAGGUGCAAAGAAGAAACCCUAUGAUACUUUUAAUGGGCUCCAAGUGCUGCAUGGGAAUGGUGGAAGGAGAUGCAAGCAAAAUGUGCUGCUUGGCUCAUUAACUGAGGAUGAAAAGGAAGUACUCGAAGCCUUGUGUGCAUUAUCCAGAAUUCUACCUAUUAAAGAGAGAAUUCAGGAUGAUAAAGACAGGGAAAUCUCCGAGAAUCACCAGGAUAAUAUUGCUACCCCAACAACUCAUUCGGAAGCUAUGAAAGAGGACAAAAAUCUUUUGCAACAAAACACUACCACUGGAAUUAAGAGUCCCUCUUUUUGUUUGGAGAAGACAUUAGAAAAACCAAUGAAGGAUGAACAUGCUAUUUCCAAGCAACCUGACACAAAUUCUGGAAUGCAAACUAUUGAUUCAGGUUUGAGUAUAGCCCCUGAUUCUGGAAGUCAUAUAACUCUAACUGAAAAUGUGCACCCAGAAAAUAUUCCUGGAAAUCUUCAAAGUUUUUUGAGCCCCUCAGGAGUUUUGCCUCGUCAUUGUACUGAAAAUAGAACACUGCAACCUACUCGAUGUGGUUCUAUCAUAGCCUUUCCACCAUGCAAAUCAGAAAUGUUACAACCAAAUGGAUGUGUUGGAUCCGCUGCACUGAAACAUGAGGUUCAAUAUUUGAAGCAUAACAGUGAAAGCAGUACAAAACUUGUGUACCAGAAAGGAAAUGUUCCGCCCCAUAUUCAGCUUUCUUCAUGCAAUUCUGCAGUUUGGCCUGGCCCUGCCACUAGUAUUACUUCAAAAGAAGUUGAUCUUCCAACUAUGAAGGUUCCUCUUGAUGUAACACCAUUAUGGAAAAAGUGCGCUAUUCAUGUAUUCAUAAGCCAUAUGAUAAAAAGCUACCAGGAAAAGGAGCAGCAGCACACACUCGUACUGCCAUCUGAGGACUCAAAGUCCAGGGUUGGGUCGGAAUCAUGUGAACUAGUAAACAAUGAGAGAGCUGGUUUACAAAGUAGAUUGAAAAUGGUGGCAUCUGUUGCUAUCUAUGGUUCUACAGUGGAGAGGAGCAAACAUGCAGGAACAAAUGAAAUUUCAUGUAACAGAAGACUUGUUUCAGCUCACAUAUCAUCAGUCUUAUCUGAGUACAAACAAAAGCAGAGCUGUGAUUUUCUUUCGUUAUCCACUAACGGUGAUGCUGGUAGUACUGCAAAUGGAGUGAAGGCUCCUGUGCAGCUUCAUUCUCCCUUUUUCCAUGCCCAGGUUCCCUUCCCAGUCUCUCAUGUACCAUAUGUUCCAGCUUACCCAGAGAAGCUAGUUGCUCCAGCUACUCAACAGGUGCAACCACAAUUACCACAUUAUGCAGGCAACCCGUUCUAUGGACCACAAAUGAACAACACCAUAGGCAAUUCACAGCAGCAGCACCAGCAGCAACAGAUAUGUCAAGCUCAUAUUGCACGCUAUAGGUCCCCAGUUGGCAUUGCUGUGUUGCAGAAUGAUCAAAUACAUAACUCUCUCUCUCCUUCUACACAACUGCAAGGUUUCUUAUCACUAUCCUCCAAACCAAAGCCUCAGCAGCAGCAGCACCACCACCAACUUAGUCUGCACGGCAGGAGACAACACAAAGAUCCCCAUCAGUUUCAGCUGCUGUACAGCACGAGUCGUUCCUGAAGACAAGUGAUCAGAUGGAAUGAAGGCAUUUAAGCUCGGGCUUGCGUCCAUGUAAGCCAUGAGAUAUGCUUAAUCAAGAUGAUGGACUACUGGCUCACCAGAUGCUGCUCAUUGAAUUCUAGGUGAAGCUUUGUACAACAGGGAGCAAACAUGAUCCAAUGUUGCUACUGUUCUCUUUAUUUUUUUUUAUGCUAAAGCAGUGGGCUAUAGAAAGAACUCUCUGCUGUAUAUCUGACAUUAUAAUCAAGUUAAAGGAGUUACAGGCCUUUUCUCAUA
Molecule: messenger RNA, 2857 nt
Organism: Musa acuminata subsp. malaccensis (wild Malaysian banana)
Lineage: Eukaryota; Viridiplantae; Streptophyta; Magnoliopsida; Zingiberales; Musaceae
Source: RefSeq, a predicted model, not a curated record